Molecule: messenger RNA, 2420 nt
Organism: Cajanus cajan (pigeon pea)
Lineage: Eukaryota; Viridiplantae; Streptophyta; Magnoliopsida; Fabales; Fabaceae
Product: O-fucosyltransferase family protein
Source: RefSeq, a predicted model, not a curated record
GCAUAGUUCAGUUUUCUUCUUUCGCUUCGAUUUCACUCAUUCAUCCACAUCACAUGUAUAUCUCCAUCACCUACUUCUUCGCUUCACUUGGAAACAUACCAGAAAGCUCCACUCUUUUGUCUAACUCCUUAUAGCCACCAACCUUCAAUUCUAAUGGCUUGAUGGUUGUGGUUUAGUUUUGGAAGCCAUAAGAGUCAGCAAGACCCUAGAAACAUAGACUUUUUCAGGCUUCUGAGAGUUCCUUCUUCUUGUUAUAGUGAUCAUUUUCUAUCAUUCAUCAUUUUCCAUUGGUCAUGUCAUGUAUUAUUCAUCUUUAUUACAUGGGAAAAAGAUAUGCAUGAGGCCAUUGUGAAUAGUUAAACUUUUGAAAGUUCUAGCUGCUUUGAUAGAUAGUGGUGUAAUGGGGAAACAAGGGUCUCAUAAAAGUCCACGUCCUGAGUUCCAGGGUGCUAAUGGUGUAGUCAUGGGAAUGAAAGAUUACAAGAUAACAAGCAGUGAUCCUCCUUCUUGGAAGAGGAUGACAGGGGGGGUUGAUUGCCGUUGGCAUUCCAAAACAUUGUUACUUCAUGGGCUGAAAACUGAUUCUUCAAAAUGCAACUCGUGUAGGGGACUCUAUGUUGGGAAAAAGCACAUCAGGGCCAUUGUUGUCUUGUUUGGAUUGUUGGCUUGUCUUUUCCUUCUUGACUCUCUUAUCAUUUCGUUUUUUGAGUUUACAAAUCUUCAACCUGGUACAGCCUCAACUAAUUCAACUAUGUUUCAGGUACAGGGUAGAGAUUCCUACUUCUACAACAAACAAUCACCAGUAUAUAUGUAUGGACGGCUUCAGAACUUGGCUUCCAGCGCUCUUGCAGAGAAGGAGUUCAAGCAGGAGUCAUCCAAUUUAUGGGUGGAACCAUUUCGGCAGGCAUCUUCAUGGAAACCUUGUGCAGAAAACAAAGUUCAAACCAAUCAGGGGAAGCCAGUGAAAAAUAAUGGCUACAUCUUAGUCAGUGCCAAUGGUGGUCUUAAUCAACAACGAGUUGCUAUAUGCAAUGCUGUUGCUGUGGCAUCUCUCCUAAAUGCAACACUAGUUAUUCCAAAAUUUCUUUACAGCAACGUAUGGAAGGAUCCAAGCCAGUUUGGUGACAUAUACCAGGAGGAGUAUUUCAUGAAUAUCUUGAAGGAUGAUAUCAGUAUUGAGAAAGAACUUCCACCUCACAUGAAAUCUCUGGAUGUAGAAGCAAUUGGUAGCCAGAUUACAGAUGCAGAUCUUGCGAAGGAGGCCACACUUGCUGACUAUAUCAAAAUUGCCCUUCCUCUUCUUUUGAGAAAUAGAGUUGUUCACUUCCUAGGAUAUGGAAAUCGACUUGGUUUUGAUCCACUUCCCUCUGAUAUUCAGAGGUUAAGAUGCAAAUGUAACUUCCAUGCUUUGAAGUUCGUGCCAAAAAUUCAACAAAUUGGGUCGCUAUUGAUCCGAAGGAUUAGAAAAUAUGGUGCUCGACGCAGCAUGAUAGACACUCAAUUGCUGGGGAAGUUCGUCCACAACAUGGAAGAUCGUGAAGCUAAAAGGGGCUCAACAAAAUAUCUUGCUUUGCACUUGAGGUUUGAAAUAGAUAUGGUGGCCUAUUCCUUAUGUGAUUUUGGAGGUGGAGAAGAAGAGAGAAAGGAACUACAAGCCUAUAGAGAACGUCAUUUUCCUCUGUUUCUUGAGCGCUUGAAGAAGAAUUCAACCUCUAUUUCUCCAAUGGAAUUGAGAAAAUUGGGAAGAUGUCCGUUGACACCAGAAGAAGCAGCACUUGUUCUAGCAGGCCUUGGUUUCAAACGCGAAACUUACAUUUACUUGGCUGGUUCUCAUAUUUAUGGAGGAAACUCAAGAAUGGAACCUUUCACUAACCUGUAUCCCAAUGUGAUCACAAAGGAAAACCUGCUUACACACAGUGAACUGGCACCUUUCAGGAAUUUUUCUUCUCAGUUGGCUGCUUUGGAUUUCAUUGCAUGUGCAAGUGCUGAUGUAUUUGCUAUGACCGACUCUGGUAGCCAACUUUCAUCAUUGGUAUCAGGAUUCAGAACUUACUAUGGUGGUGAUCAUGCACCUACAUUGCGGCCAAACAAGACAAGGCUAGCUGCAAUUUUGAGGGAGAAUGACAGCAUAAGAUGGAACAGGUUUGAAGUGAGAGUAAAGAAGAUGAUUCUGGAAGGUCAGAAGGCUGGCAUUAGGAGUUAUGGCCGGAGCAUUUAUAGAAAUCCAAGGUGCCCUGAGUGCAUGUGCAAACACCAUUAGCUACUAGUCCUUGCAUUAGCAAACCAAAACACUUGUUAAUAUACAACACUUUUGAGAUUGAAUUUCUUUAGCAAUUUUUCUUUUUCUGUAUCAUAUUUUAUUCAGAAUCCUAUAUAAGAAAAUAAAAUUGUUUUUUCAUUACAAAGAAUGAAUUCAAUUU